CAAAAUGGCGCCCGUCACAUUGAAUACAGUAGACACCGAGCUCAAAGACAUCAUCCAACACCUCUUCGAGAUCCAAUCCGCCGUCCACGGCUACCUAGGCCCAGAAACCCAACAAGAACUCGUCCGGAAAAUCAAAAACCUCACCGUCGCCCUCUCCACCCUCUCCAACGACACGCGCGAGAACAACCAGCAGCAUACAGAUCAAGAAGCAUCCUCAACAGACCCCCCCGUCAGCACGAUCCAAUUACCGCCAGAGAUCAUCGACUACGUGGACGCAGCACGCAACCCAGACAUCUACACGCGCGAGUUCGUCGAGCUCGUCCAGCGCGGCAAUCAGGACCUGAAGGGGAAGCAGGAGGCGUUCCGGGGAUUUCGAGAUGUGCUGGCGCGGGAGAUGCGCAGUGCGAUGCCGGAGUGUCGUGGGGAGGUUGACCGGGUGAUUACGGCGACGGGAGGGGAGACCCAGUAAUUCACCCACUGGACGGUCUGCAACUUUUGAUUUUGUCUGGUCUACUGGAGGUACGGUGUAGAUUUUUUGAUUCUUUUUGUUUCCUUUCGAUUCGUUUCCGUUUUUUUUUCUUUUUUUCAACCCCUCUUAAUGAGAGGAUAUCAUUGGGGGCCAGGAGUUUACGAGGGACGACUACUAUGUGCUAUGUGGGUAUUGGUGAUAUAUAUUUUGGCGUGGGAUAAGCAAAUGACAGGGUUUUGGUGGGGGGCCCUGAGGAGACAUUGGAUGGCAUUAGCAUUGACAUGGGCGUCUGGG
Aspergillus campestris IBT 28561 is the source of this 763-nucleotide messenger RNA. RefSeq names its product mediator complex subunit NUT2 (gene nut2). The coding region runs from base 5 to 469 and encodes 154 amino acids. Lineage: Eukaryota; Fungi; Ascomycota; Eurotiomycetes; Eurotiales; Aspergillaceae. Gene Ontology annotation, cellular component: mediator complex. Gene Ontology annotation, molecular function: transcription coregulator activity. Gene Ontology annotation, biological process: regulation of transcription by RNA polymerase II. The transcript is spliced from 3 exons. The record is from RefSeq and is a predicted model, not a curated record.